Nicotiana tabacum (common tobacco) is the source of this 1141-nucleotide messenger RNA. RefSeq names its product peroxidase 25-like. Gene Ontology annotation, molecular function: heme binding; peroxidase activity. Gene Ontology annotation, biological process: hydrogen peroxide catabolic process; response to oxidative stress. NCBI's taxonomy places the organism in Eukaryota, Viridiplantae, Streptophyta, Magnoliopsida, Solanales, Solanaceae. The record is from RefSeq and is a predicted model, not a curated record.
CAAUCAACUUUGUAAGUGAGGCUAUUGUAUCCAAAGGUAAACCGAGUAAGAUGGGAAAUACCAUUCUAAACUUGUGUUUUGUUUUUCUUUUUAUGUCUAUGGUUUUGCCUGUUCUUGGCCAAGGAGGACUAAAAACCGGGUUUUAUUCAUCGUCAUGCUCAAAAGCCGAGUCUAUAGUAAGAUCAACCGUUGAAGCAGAGUUUAAUAAAGAUCCUACGAUUGCUGCAGCUUUACUUAGGCUUCAUUUCCAUGAUUGUUUUGUUCAGGGUUGUGACGGUUCUAUUUUGAUAUCGGGAACUUCUGCUGAGAGAAAUGCAGUGACUAAUUUGGGACUAAGAGGAUUUGAGGUGAUUGAUAAUGCAAAAAAACAGCUUGAGACUUCAUGUCCUGGUGUUGUUUCCUGUGCUGACAUCCUAGCAUUAGUUGCUCGUGACGCUGUAGACUUGAGUGGAGGUCCAAGCUGGGGAGUGCCUACUGGAAGAAGAGAUGGUAGGAUCUCUUCAUCGUCAGAGGCCUUAAAUUUACCUUCACCGUUGGAUACAAUUGAUGUCCAAAGGAAAAAGUUUACAGCCAAAGGCCUAGAUGAUCAUGAUCUUGUCACCCUUGUUGGUGCACAUACAAUUGGCCAGACAGAAUGCAGAUUCUUUAAUUAUCGACUAUACAACUUCACAACAACAGGAAAUGCAGAUCCAAGCAUAAACGUAGCAUUCUUGGCACAAUUACAGACUCUAUGCCCCAAAGGUGGCGAUGGUUUGAAAAAGGUAGCUUUAGACAAAGAAAGCCAGUUGAAUUUUGAUGUAAGUUUUUUCAAGAAUGUAAGAGAUGGAAAUGGAAUUCUUGAGUCAGACCAGAGGCUGUUGGGUGACCCUUCCACAAGAAGGAUUGUGGAAAAUUAUGCAGGGAAUGUAAGGGGAUUGCUAGGAUUGAGAUUCAAUUUUAACUUUCCAAAGGCUAUGAUCAAAAUGAGCAGCAUUGAGAUUAAGAUUGGCACUCAAGGGGAGAUCAGAAAAGUUUGUUCCAAGUUCAAUUAAAGAGCUAUUUAUUAGCUAGCUGGAAUGCUAGUGUUUAUAUAUAUUAUUGUAUAACGGAGAUUUGUAACGUGAAUAUAUUUUUAUAAAAGCUUCAAGAUAUUUUCUUCCUA